Messenger RNA from Rhizophagus irregularis DAOM 181602=DAOM 197198, 309 nucleotides. RefSeq lists its product as uncharacterized. The record is from RefSeq and is a predicted model, not a curated record. NCBI's taxonomy places the organism in Eukaryota, Fungi, Glomeromycota, Glomeromycetes, Glomerales, Glomeraceae.
AUGGAUGAUAAUCCAGAUUCACCAUAUACUAUUGAAUCUAUCCUGCAAAAGGUAUUUACUGAAGAAGAGUUGAAAAAUAAAGAUAAUAUCAAAUUUGGAAUUACUGUAGCAUGGAUGUUUUUAGAUCCAACUUAUGAUCAAAUUGAAAUUUCGUCUUCAAAAGUGCAAGAAAGAAUGAAUCAAUGGGAUUCCAAUCCUAUUAUACAAGACUGGCUUAAAGGCAAAGAAUUAUUUGAAGAUGAUCAAGACGAUCAAAAUAAUGAUAGCGAAGUUGAUCAAGAAAGUUGUGCGAAAGAAAUAAUUAAUUAA